AUGAAGCACUUCGAUUUUGAUUUGUUCAACCUUCGGCGGCAGGCCAACCGACAUGCUGGAUUCUGGAGUACCGCCGGCCGAUGCCUCGAUCUUGGGCUCGGAAAGUUGGAGAUUGGUGUCGAGAUGUCGCUGCUGGUCAUCGCCGCUGUGGCCAUGUUGGGUCUCUGCUGCCGGAAGUCAAAGCUUCUCAUCCCAUAUCUCAUCCUCAAGGUGGUGGUCAUCUGCGUGUUCCUCUACAUGACCAUCAUGUACGCCAUGCACUUCAAGGAUUGCGGAGGCCUCCUCUUCGCCCAAGCCCUCGCCUUGAUCUUUGCCGGCAUUUCCUACGGUAUCAUUGCUGGCACCUACAAGACGAUCAAGGGCGAAUACUCGACCAUCGACAGCUUCAUCCCA
Messenger RNA from Mesorhabditis spiculigera, 393 nucleotides. Lineage: Eukaryota; Metazoa; Nematoda; Chromadorea; Rhabditida; Rhabditidae. The record is from the annotation of a GenBank genome assembly.